Messenger RNA from Podospora pseudopauciseta, 2257 nucleotides. RefSeq lists its product as uncharacterized. The transcript has 5 exons. Lineage: Eukaryota; Fungi; Ascomycota; Sordariomycetes; Sordariales; Podosporaceae. The record is from RefSeq and is a predicted model, not a curated record. Bases 1049 to 2257 code for a protein of 402 amino acids. Gene Ontology annotation, biological process: cell wall mannoprotein biosynthetic process; protein N-linked glycosylation. Gene Ontology annotation, molecular function: alpha-1,6-mannosyltransferase activity. Gene Ontology annotation, cellular component: mannan polymerase complex.
CGACAUUUGACAAAUCUAAUCUUUCGCGAAGCUCAUCAGAUAAAAUUCUCAAGAUGAGUUUGGGAGUUUGUGUGGGAUGGUGGUUCGUGCCGGCAGAACAAGCGUGCCUGUGGCAUUAGCUAGUGAUGGGGGACGGGAACAUCUGCACCUAUCGUUAAAUUGAUAUGCUGUGGUCGCAUCUUGCUGCCGCCUGUGUUCGUAAACCGAAACAUUGAUAACCAGAGGCAUUCACUCUCUAUUUGGACACGCAAUCUCUCUCGUAUCAAGGAAGGCAUGCUUGGUCACAAAAAGUGCUGGAGGGUCGAAGGAAGCUGACCCGCAGGACGGACGGAGCGAGAUGUACACUGGGCAGAGGCGUGAUGCUAUUCACAGAUUCAACCAGAGAGAUCAGCAACAUCGAUAUACAACUAUCAAAAAGAGACAAAAUAGCAGGCCCGCACAGACAUUACGGCCUCAUUUUGAACAAGUCAAAUGUUCUCAAAAUGCAAUCAUAGGCCUGUGGAAAUUGAGUGGGAUGUUUGGGCGGCCAAGUGUCCAGAACCUCCCGAAAGUGGACCCUUACCCCCUAACACCGGCAACCCCUACAGAGUCGCAGACGCUAGAACGCAGCCGAGACUUGCGUGCAUGGGGUGCUGAACGCUGUCCGCUCGACUUCGAGCUUCUCACAUUCCUCCCAUACAUCACGAGCCAGCCCGUUCAGCGACGACUACGACGAAGAAGAAGAAGAAGAAGAAGAAGAAGCGAUUCCUGACGAAAACCAAGACGAUUCUUCCAUCUGGAACCCCUCCUCUGAAUACCCUCUUGUCCUACUCCAGGCAUCUCGACUGUCGCGGGCGUAACUCGCGCCACACGAAAAUACUCGCGUAUCUGUGAGCGUAACUGUGCCCCAGAAUACCGUCCUUGUCAACCCAGACCGAUUUGGAUUUUUGAAGCACCAACUUGCACGACUUUGGACGGCGAGACAACAGCGGAAAUUUUGCACAUCGCAACGGUUGCACCAUCGACCUUGUAGGGUGGUGCUGAGGGCCACCCGGCGACCUCGAACAUCAUGCUUCUUCCCAAAGGCGGCGUCAGCUGGAAGGCUGCGAGAGCGAGUCUUCCCCCAACGCGGGCGAUAUGGGUGCUGUUGACCAGAACCCGCUUCCUUCUACUUCUUGCUAUCACUGGCACAAUAAUAUUAUUAUGGCGCGGCAUCAGCUCGUCCGCUCCUCAGAUGAAGAGCUUCUACUGCUGGGGCCCGAACAAACCACCUUCCGAGAUGUCACAGAACGAACAAGCAGCAUGGAACGCCCACCAUCACACGCCAGUAAUCUUUAAUCACCACGCGCCCCUGGUUGUCAACGAGUCCACCAUCGACCACGUCGACCUGAACCCCAUCAAGUCCACCAUCAAGGCUGUCCAGAACGAAGAACGAGUUCUCAUUCUCACUCCUCUCAAGGAUGCCGCCCCCUACCUCUCCAAGUAUUUCGAGCUUCUUGCCGAGCUUACAUACCCCCACAAUUUGAUCGAUCUUGGCUUCCUCGUUGGUGACUCUACCGAUGAUACCCUCGCUGUCUUGUCUGCCGAGCUCAACCGUCUCCAGAAGCGCCCCGACAAGUUCCGGAGCGCCAUGAUUGUCGAGAAGGACUUUGGAUUCAAGCUGAGCCAGAGUGUCGAGGAGCGUCAUUCCUUCGAGGCCCAGGGACCCCGGCGCAAGGCCAUGGGCAAGGCCCGCAACUACCUCUUGACCACGGCGCUCAAGCCUGAGCAUUCGUGGGUGUACUGGAGGGAUGUAGAUAUCGUGGACAGCCCCGAGAAGAUUCUCGAGGACUUUAUUGCCCACGAUCGGGACAUUCUCGUUCCCAACAUUUGGUUUCACCGCUACGAGAAUGGCAAGGAUAUUGAAGGAAGAUUUGACUACAACUCAUGGGUCGAAUCCGACAAGGGCCGCGCGCUUACCAAGAAGCUGUCUAAGGAUAUUGUUCUGGCUGAGGGUUACAAGCAAUACGAUACCGGCCGUACUUACAUGGCUAGAAUGGGUGACUGGCGCAACAACAAGGACGAGGAGAUCGAACUUGACGGUAUUGGUGGUGUGAACAUCUUGGUCAAGGCCGACGUUCACAGAUCGGGCAUCAAUUUCCCAUGUUACGCAUUUGAGAACCAAGCCGAGACAGAAGGGUUCGCCAAGAUGGCCAAGGCGGCUGGCUAUGGUGUUUACGGCCUUCCCAACUACGUCGUCUGGCAUAUCGACACCGAAGAGAAGGGCGGUAACGUAUAA